AUUUCCGAGCAUCCUAAAUCUCGCGGCUACGCUGCACGCGUUAGCCCCGCGCUGCGCAUUCUUCCCGGUCUGAGGAGCUGUCUUUGAUUCGGUUCAACAGUCGCUAAGCAAGCGAUCGGAAGCUGUUAGUCGUCGAACUCGAAUCAACCAAGCCAGUCGGUCUAGUUGUCGCGUGCAGACAGUCAGGCACCCAGGCGGUCAGGCGAUCACGUCAUCAGGCGAUCAGGUCAUCAGGCGAUCAGGCGACCAGGCAAUGCCUCUCCUCGCUGUGUCCCAUCGCAUCUCCCUCUCUCCUCUCACCAGUAGCCAUAGGUUCGCCGUGAAUCCACACGGUCCAGUUAUAAGGAACCUCAAAUCUAGCGUCUCCGUUGAUGCGUCGAGGCAUCUGCUAGUCUCCGCUCCGCUCUCUGCGCCUCUGCGAGCGCCUGUGCGACUAUCGCCCGAGGUAUCGCGUAGGGAUUCGUCCGUUUCUCGGCGACGAAUUACUGCCAUGGCGGAGGCGAGCGACGUCGCAGGGGCGUCGCAGGCAACUGAGGGGAGUCGCAUGAAAGUGCUUUUCGUGGAGAUGGGCGUGGGAUACGACCAGCACGGGCAGAAUGUGACGAAGGCAGCAAUAAAGGCGUGUCGAAACGCCAUCACUUCCAACUCCAUCCCGGCCUUCCGCACAGGUGCCAUCCCAGGUGUGUCGUGGCAGCAGAUGAAGCUUCAGGUGCGGCUAGGAGUGCCCAGGGAGCUUCAGGCGGACCUCGAUCUUGCCCAAGUCAAGGCCGUCUUCCCCUAUGGUGAGAUUAUUGCAGUUGAAGUGGUGGAUGGUGGCCUUAUCUGUUCAAGCGGGGUGGCACUUGAAGCACUUGGUGAUCGUAAUGACGACUGCUAUGUUGUAAAUGCAGCUGUCUAUGUAGGGUAUUGAACCUUUUCAUGUUCUACUAACACGAACAUUUGGUUUUCAAGGUACACCGAAUCACCGAGCCAACACAUUUUGCGUUCAAGCCUAUAAAAAGGUGAAGCUUGG
Molecule: messenger RNA, 1012 nt
Organism: Closterium sp. NIES-67
Lineage: Eukaryota; Viridiplantae; Streptophyta; Zygnematophyceae; Desmidiales; Closteriaceae
Source: the annotation of a GenBank genome assembly